AUGAGCACCGCACUCAAGUCCAUCCGCUCCCUUGCGCCCCUGCUCGACCGCGUACUGGUCCAGCGCAUCAAGGCCGAGUCCAAGACCGCCGGCGGCAUCUUCCUGCCCGAGUCGUCCGUGAAGGAGCUGAACGAAGCCAAGGUCCUUGCUGUUGGGCCCGGCGGCCUGGACAAGGAAGGCAAGCGGAUAGCCAUGAGCGUUAAGGAGGGCGAUAAAGUCCUGAUCCCUCAGUAUGGUGGCAGCCCCGUCAAGGUCGGCGAGGUCGAGUACUCACUUUUCCGGGACCACGAGCUACUGGCCAAGAUCAACGAAUAA
Molecule: messenger RNA, 315 nt
Organism: Cyphellophora europaea CBS 101466
Lineage: Eukaryota; Fungi; Ascomycota; Eurotiomycetes; Chaetothyriales; Cyphellophoraceae
Exons: 3
Coding region: 1-315 (104 amino acids)
Cellular component (GO): mitochondrial matrix
Molecular function (GO): protein folding chaperone; metal ion binding; ATP binding
Source: RefSeq, a predicted model, not a curated record